Messenger RNA from Patiria miniata (bat star), 894 nucleotides. RefSeq lists its product as uncharacterized. NCBI's taxonomy places the organism in Eukaryota, Metazoa, Echinodermata, Asteroidea, Valvatida, Asterinidae. Gene Ontology annotation, molecular function: nucleic acid binding. The transcript has 4 exons. The coding region runs from base 172 to 894 and encodes 240 amino acids. The record is from RefSeq and is a predicted model, not a curated record.
AACACUAUAAAGCGCGCCCGAAGACGACUUGGAUGGGUACGAACAGGUACCAAGUACUGCCAGCUUAUCAGACUUGAAAACAGAGUCAAACGCCUGAAAUAUGCCCUUGAAUGCCUCCAAAGAAACGACGACUUCAGAGAUGUCGUUUUCACGGAUGAGUCAUCGGUAGAAAUGGACCGACAUUCAAGAAUGACUUUUCGCAACGUGCAUGACGGAAGUAAACGGCGCUUGAAGCCAAAACCAAAACAUCCGUACAAACUUCACGUUUGGGCAGGCAUCAGUUGCCGUGGCUCGACGAAGAUCUUCAUCUUCGACGGCAUCAUGCGUAAAGACUUCUACACGGACACGAUUCUAAAGGAGGGUCUAUUACCUUUCCUGAAACAGCGCUACCCCGAUGGGCACCGUUUCAUGCAGGAUAACGACCCCAAGCACACCAGCAAGUACGCAGAUGAUUUCAUGAAGAAAGAGAACAUCAAUUGGAUAAAGUCGCCUGCAGAGUCACCGGACAUGAACCCCAUCGAGAUGGUCUGGAAUGAAAUGAAAUGUUUCUUACGAAAGAUUCACAAGCCUACGACGAAGGAUGAACUGAGAGAAGGACGAACUGAGAGAAGGAAUCACAAAGUUCUGGACAACACGGAUGACUCCAUCGAAGUGUCGAAGCUACAUUUCGCAUCUCAGAAAAGUAAUCCCAGCUGUUGUCGUUUGUGGUGGAGAGGCAACCGGUUACUGAAAUCGUUUAUUGAUCAGACACGUUUGCUGGCUUCAUCAGUUUGCAUGUUAGGUAUUUCAUUUGGGUUUAUUGCUGUUAAUUUCUGCUGGGCCGAAAGCCGCAACCGAUCGAGCACUUGCCGAGCCGGUCGCGCCCCGCGCCAGGCCCCGCAUUGCAUCCCAUGA